AUCUUCUAUGUAGAAAUGGCGGUAGAAGGCUACCCAGGAUGCUUUGCAGUGUAUUCUGCAUAAUAGCACGGUGCAAUGGCGGUCGUUAUGUAAAGCAUGUUGUACGUUGUGAGCCAGUUGCUUCUGGCGGCUGCCGUGUUAUGCACACCACAACAGGAUGAUUUACUAAAUUUCAUAUACACUCAGACUUUGCAGGAAGGCAACUGUAAUAUUACGACGAUCGUUCCAAGAGCUGACUUCAAUCGAACGCUUUUCAAUUUGACUCUGGAUGAAAGAUUUGCCCAGCAGAGUCGGCAAGCUGUAUCUACUGCGAACUUUCUAACAGGUCUUUUGAGGCACUUUGAUUAUUCUUUUACAGCUGGAAAGAAAAAUCCAAUUUUGAAAGACAUCUAUACACACCAACUGCUCACUAAUGUUCUAUCAGAUGAACUGGUGCUCGGAGCAGGAAUUGCAGCUCGAACAUUAAAAAAAUCAAAAAAGUCAAAAAAUUGGGGAUAUGAUUACUUCCCCUAUGUUCGUCGUAGUAAUAAUGGCAAAGUUGAUAUUUUAACAGUAGAAGAGGAUAGUUUAAAAUGUCCAAGUGUACAGGGAUGGUACCUAGGCUGGAUGUGUGAUGAAAUGAAAAAAGAUGAUAUCUUCGUGAGGCGUCGAGCAGGACAAGGAUGUAGCCCUUUAGCAGGCUCCUUGAAUAUUAGUAAAGUCAUACCAGUCUAUUCAGGAACUUGGUACGGUCCAUACAGGGAUAAGCGGGCAGAGAAGUUAUGUUCUUGGAAAGUUAGCUACGUGGUUCCAAUCUAUACUUGCUUAAAACCGAACGCAAAGAACUUGUUGUCUCUUAAUGGUCUGCUCUACGUUGACGUAGAUUUGAAACAUUUAGAUAUCAAUCAAUGUUCUCCGAAUGGUCCAUUUGGAUCAAGUCACCGAUGCAAAGGCAAUUCGGUAUGCAAUCAUCAAGCUGGACGGGGCUUCACCGUCGGUUCCUACUCCUGCAAAUGUGGAAAUACCACCUACGAAGGGUCAAAAAUAGAGGCCAGUUAUAGCGAGUACUUAAGAAAGAAGUCGGCUGAUUAUGAAAAGCUAUUUCUUUGUGAAAGGCAGAUUAACUGUUGCCAGCACGACUACAAUUCCUUGAGUCGAGGAAUCCCUCUCUGCAUUCAAGGACUUUGCAUUUUAAUCGUAUUCGUGCUAGCCGUUUACGUUAUCAGGUGGAGGAAAAAGAAAGUUAUGAAGAGUUCAAUGUGGCUGAUUCUACUGAUGGUUUUAUUUGGAUGCGUGUUAUUGUAUUCUUCCGUUAUACUCCUCUUUUUUCAGCCGUCUGUGCCUACAUGUUUGCUGAUUCCAUGGCUUCGUGAGAUAGGAUUCUCUAUUGUUUACGGUGCACUAAUUCUCAAAAUUUAUAAGGUAUUAGCGGAAUUUCAAUCAAGGAACGCUCAUAGGGUACAUAUCAGAGACAGAGACAUGCUCAAGUAUCUUGCAGUCGUUGUGCUAGUCGUCGUAGGAUACUUAUCAGCCUGGACGGCCGUAAGCGUUGAUAAUGUCGCUCAACAUGGCGUAAAUUCUUCUAUAGACCUAGUCAACAACACUAUUGGAUCAUAUACGAUGUGUAAAGCACAUUGGUGGGAUUAUGUUAUUGAAUUCGCUGAAUUUUUCUUCCUUUGCUUCGGCAUCUACCUAUGCUACUGUUCGAGAUCGGCCUACUCCGAUUAUUCUGAGAGCAGAUAUGUUAGCUACGCUAUUUAUAACGAAACAUUUUUCUCGGUUAUGCUUCAUAUUUCAAGGCAUUUUAUUUGGGAAAAUGUUCACCCAGAUUAUGUGUUUAUCCUUUACUUUUUACACUGUCAAUUUACCGUUACGGCAACUUUGGUAUACGUGUUUGCUCCUAAGUUCUGGUACAUCAAUUGGCCACCAGAUGAAGAACAUUUCCGGCAAAGGGCGUAUUCUUCUUCUGAAGUUGGUGGUGAUACGGUUCUUCCAUCUGAAGCCAUGAGAUUAAACGUAGGGGUCUCUUCCAACGGGGAUGUUGAUAUAGGAGAUAUAACAAUAGGCGAUAUGGACCCUGAAGAUAUUCGAGCAGAACUGAAGCGACUCUAUACUCAAUUACAAAUCCUGAGAACAAAAACUAUGCGAAAAGGCAAUCCGCACAUUAGUAAACGGCGUGGUGGAAGAAAACAAACCCACAGGAGAUUCUCUCUUCAGGCAUUCCAUUAUAAGCACAAGCACGCAGCGCAUUCGCAUGCGGACACGCAUGAACACGAAAUGAGUAAGACGCCUGAGGAAUCGACCAACAGCGCCGAAGGAGUUAGUAUGGCUAUUGAUAAGGAAGAUAUGCCAUCUGCUACGGUAACUUUUAGGUCUAAUCAAAGGUCGUCUGCUUGCUAAACUAUAACGAACUGCUGAUCUAUAUUUAAUCAUUCAACAAACAGUAUUCAUUUAUCCUCUUGUAGAUUCAAAUUCAUACUCAUGAUGGUAUCGAUACACACAUAAUCUUUAUCAAAUAAAUAAAUAUUAUCGGUUACAGAAACACUUUUAAACAUACAUACUCUCAUAUACACACUCCAUAAUUAACUUGUACAUUCAUUAGUCUUUUUAAAUUUACUGAUCAAAAGAAAGGUUAUAUUUCAAACAUGUUUUGGUAAAAAGAUUAGUGUUUUUUCAUAUAUUUUUAUAUUAUUU
This is a messenger RNA of Dimorphilus gyrociliatus, 2673 nucleotides long. Lineage: Eukaryota; Metazoa; Annelida; Polychaeta; Dinophilidae. The record is from the annotation of a GenBank genome assembly.